AUGGCAGACCCUUGUAAACCUCAAGCUUGUGCCAUUCAAGAUUGUUUGAAGCAAAACAACUAUAACGAAUCCAAAUGUACCCAGGCUAUUGACCAAUUAUACGCAUGUUGUCUGAACUUUUACAAUCAGAAUGGUGAAGAAGCAAGAAGCCCUUGUUGUCCGAUUCCUAGGCUUUUACGAUUCAAGAUUAAGCAGAGAGAAAAUGAAAUGGUGGAUGCUAAACUUAUGGAGUCUUAA
Molecule: messenger RNA, 237 nt
Organism: Saccharomycopsis crataegensis
Lineage: Eukaryota; Fungi; Ascomycota; Saccharomycetes; Ascoideales; Saccharomycopsidaceae
Gene: CMC4
Product: Cmc4p
Exons: 2
Coding region: 1-237 (78 amino acids)
Cellular component (GO): mitochondrial intermembrane space
Source: RefSeq, a predicted model, not a curated record